CUCUUUACUUAGGACCAACUGCAUCUUCCCUUAAUUAAAACUCCACCAAUACUCUCUCUCCACCUCAUCCAGCAGUUGACUUCACAAAACUUGAAUUCCCCAAAUAACCAACUCUUUUGUCAUUGAGCCAUGGCUGACCAAACCAAAACAGCUUCUAUCAUAUGCAACUUCUUCCAUCACAAUCCCACCUGCUUGGCUUUUCUUUUUCAAGGAGGUGAGAGAUCAUGAACAACACAAGUGACUCUGGUGGCUUCCUUGGUUCCAACAACAUUGGUGGCUUUGGUUAUGGCAUUGGUGUCUCAGUUGGCAUCCUCCUGCUCAUCACAACCAUCACCCUUGCUUCCUACUUCUGCACCAGAACUCAGCAGCCGCCUGCCCCGGCGACACACAGGAACAACAACAUCCUUGAUCCACCUGACCUGCAAAACUUUGUUGUUGAUAUAGGACUUGAUGACAGCACCAUUGAGAGCUACCCGAAGAUGCUUUACUCCGAGGCCAAGCUCCAAAAGACAGACUCCACUGCCUCCUGCUGCUCCAUAUGUCUUGCUGAUUACAAGGGCACCGAUACACUCCGUCUACUGCCGGAUUGUAAACACCUCUUCCACCUCAAGUGUGUUGAUCCGUGGCUGCGGCUGCAUCCCACCUGUCCCGUCUGCAGAACAUCUCCAAUCCCAACACCUCUGUCGACUCCUCUGGCAGAGGUGGUUCCAUUGGCAAGCAGGCGAGACUGAUGGAAUGGAUAGAGUGAAGGGAGCAUGGAUUUGAUUUUGGGGUGUUUUUGCAUUAUUUAUAUACAGAAAAGUCAUUAGCAUAUAUCAUCGAAGUUCUCCCAAAUGUUGAUGGAGCUCUUCCAUAGUGAAACUUUCUUCAAUUCUUUCUUUUAUGUAGCUUGAGAUCUGGUUGUAAGAAUUCAUAAUAAUUUUGGGAUUUAUACAUUAUUUA
Messenger RNA from Prunus dulcis (almond), 942 nucleotides. Its product is annotated as RING-H2 finger protein ATL70. NCBI's taxonomy places the organism in Eukaryota, Viridiplantae, Streptophyta, Magnoliopsida, Rosales, Rosaceae. The record is from RefSeq and is a predicted model, not a curated record. The coding region runs from base 225 to 731 and encodes 168 amino acids. The transcript has a single exon.